This is a messenger RNA of Ogataea haglerorum, 858 nucleotides long. RefSeq lists its product as uncharacterized. The record is from RefSeq and is a predicted model, not a curated record. Bases 1 to 858 code for a protein of 285 amino acids. NCBI's taxonomy places the organism in Eukaryota, Fungi, Ascomycota, Pichiomycetes, Pichiales, Pichiaceae. The transcript has a single exon.
AUGACUAGCUACCGAAAAGUGUUUAGUUCCAUAUCAGUUUUACCCGUUGGUGAGAACUCCGCAGAUACUAUUAUAAAAAGCAUAAACGGCUCCUCGAGCGGACCCGAGCUUUCUGAAUCUCCCUCGGCAAAUGCCAAACUGAGGGCCAAUAGAAAAGAGGAAAAGUCGAUCCAAUCGUCUCUCCUCCUCCCAAGUGAACCACACCGAGAUGGCCAAAAGAAAGCAAAAGUCAGCAUCGUCUCUAGUGACAGUCAACCCAGAUCAAUGGUCAGCACCCCUUGGAAGGUAAAUAAUGCCGAAACUUCUUCCUGGAAGCCAAAAAUUCAAAAAGAGGGUAGGAAAAGAAGGGUUGUAGACAGCGACGACGAAAUUGAAAAGCAACAGCAAUUUGAUCCUAAUGAAGUACAAUGUAUGGGGACUCCAUCGCAAUCCGAGUUAGGUGCCACAAUUAUAGACGAGUUCAGUCUUGAUCCCAUCAUCACUUCGUCAUUGAUCGAAGGAGACAUGGAAAGUGUUCGCAGAAGCCAAUCUCCAAGAUGUUGGCCAGGAGAUUCAACAAAUCAAACCGAGGAGGACACUACACUUGUCGGCGGUAAUAGCUUGAAGUUAGCCAGUCAAAACCAAGUGGCAGGCACGCUCUCUUCAUUUCUCGAUAGAUUGCGGCAGAUGGAAGCAUUUAUCAUAAAGAGACAGCGUCACAUGCACCAAGAGCUGGAGACAAAUGAAGCGGCUAGAAAGCAACUUAUCGAUAUCAUCAGCCAAACAGAAAAAAUCUUGAGCAGCUUGAAUCCCUCUGAUAAUGCACGAAAUAAGGCGCAGCAGAAAAAUAGUCUGAAAUGCAUGCAUCUCGGACCCUGA